AACUUUGCAAUACAUGUGCUGGAAUCGAGGAAUGUGUCGAUGUUUCCACUGGCAAAAGAGGUGGCAGAAAAACUCACCUACGAUGUUAAGAAAAACAAAACUCUGAUGAUGUCAGUGUUCAAACGACUGACCCUGCUGCUGGAGGAUGAUUCGUUUCCAUGGUUUGACCGGUGUCUUGAAGCCUUCAGCCUGGGAACCACUCUUGUUUCAGCACUUAUUGAUGGAAUCAAGGACUCUAAGAUUCUGAGCAUGGAAGACUUGGAUGUGCUGGUUGAAAUAACUCGGAUUGUUAUGGAGAAAGACUUUUAUGAUCCCAACACUGGCAUGACAAACAGCAUCUUUUACAUCACAUACAUAUCUCUCGGAACAAACCUUCUCAGAUGGCUGGACACGCUUAAUGAGGUUGGUCGUGCUUCGUCUCUCAUCCCUGGCAUUGUCAACCUGGCGAGCCAUGACGAUGACGACAUCUCCGGCAUCGCAGGAACCCAGCUUCAGAUGAUCUCACAGAAGUCGGGAAAAUACCUCGCUCUUCAUCUCGAUGGUCUUAUCCAGAAUUUCCUCGAUAAAGAAAAAUUUCAGUUUAUAGCUGCAAUUGAUGGUGCCUAUGUCUACAAUCCCAAGGCCCUCACACCACACUUUAAGCAGAUUUUCUCCUUCAUUGAUUCGGGUAAUCCAGGUGUUAAGACCUAUAUAUGUUUUCUUCUGCAAAAAGUGGCAAAGAAACAACCAGAGCUGUUCACGGAGGAGAUCGUGUCUGAGAUCAUGAAGGAGGCAGGAGAGGACCGGCAGAGUCAGAUUGUUCUCCUACAGAUUUUGGAGAGCGUCGCCCAGAAGUACCCCGACAGACUGGCGCCCCACCUGCCCACACUCAUAAACUUCGACCAGUUUGAGGAGUAUGCCAAGUCAGUCCUCGUCGGCAUUCUCAAGAAUAUUGGAUACGCCUCACAGAAACAUUGUGGAAUAAUACUGAACCACUUCAGUAAAAUUCUUAGAAGUUCAAAUGAUCAGAUGACGGGAAUGCUGAUUAUUGACGGUAUGAAGACGGUGGGAUCCAAACACAAACCAGAACUGGAAAAACACAGACAGACUCUGGAGGAUGUGAAGAAGCAGUCGACUGUACAGUCAGUCAAAGAUGGCUGCCAGCACAUGAUAGAUUACUUGGAAGGUCGAAGUUUGGAAGGUCUUUCUAUUGACAUCCAGCAGCAACAGGAGGAGCUGGAUGUCCUUGACACGAAGGUGACCGAGACGAAGGAAGAGGUGAAGGUCGUCAAGAAGGACGUCAGAAGGCAGGGCGAGGAGAUACAGGUCGUGAAGCAGGACGUCCGGGAACAGGGUGAGAAGAUCGAAGAGAUUGACGAAACCGUGCAGGAGACAGUCGUCAAGGUGGAGGAGAUUGACAGCAAGACUCUAAGCCACGCUCCGUUUUGGUCGAGAGAUGUCUCCAAGCUGCUUAACCCCAAGGAUGAGCACGACUGGCGUCUGCUUAGCAGUCGCCUUGGUUACAGCAACGAUGACAUCCGAGCGUGGGCCCAACAGGCGGACCCCUGCAUGGCGAUGUUGAAUGAGUGGUACACCAUGCACAAGACGAGCGAGGCAUCCCUGGCCGUUCUCAAACACCUGCAGGAGAUGGACAGGAUGGACGCGGCCAUCAUCGUGGAGAAUGCAAUGAAGAUGGCUGAGACAGUUGUGGAAGACGAGGAGUUUGAGUAUGUGUCUCCGCCACAGAUCUUCCUGAGCUACCAGUGGGGCUACCAGAACGAAGUCAAGGUUCUCGCCAAACACCUCGAGAUGGCCGGCUACGACUGCUGGCUCGACAUUGGUCAGAUGGGAGGGGGAGAUAAGCUGUUUGAGAAAAUCGAUAAAGGGAUUCGAGGGGCGAAAGUGGUAAUCAGCUGUGUGACGGAAAAAUAUGCUAAAUCACCGAACUGCAACAGGGAGGUAAAUCUUGCUGUCAACUUGGGCAAGUCUAUGAUCCCUCUGUUGAUGGAGAGGGUGUCAUGGCCGCCACCAGGCUCGAUGGGGCCCAUCUUCAGCGAGUACCUGUACAUCCGGUUCUACACACGGGGCGACGCCGGUCCCACGGACGACAGGUAUUGGGAUCCAGAGAAGUUCCAGGAACUGCUGAUGCAGCUCAGCUUCAAUAACCUGGAGAGGAACGAGAAGACGAUCGCACCACAAUACAAGAACUGGUGGCUUCCAGUGGAGGAAGCGGUGGUGGUUGACAAGAAGAGAAACAAGGAGGGUACCAACACAGUGGCAGUGGUUGAGACGCAGGAUGAUGGUGUAUCUCCGGAUGUUUUCAUCUCAUACCAGUGGGGCAAGCAGAAACAGGUCAUAAAGCUGUACCAGCGACUCCAACAGAUGGGUUUUUCCUGCUGGAUGGACAUUCACCAGAUGGGAGGUGGGGAUUCUUUGUAUGACAAGAUUGAUCGCGGAGUACGAGGCUGUAAAGUGGUCGUAUCCUGCGUGACGACCAAGUACGCCUUGUCAGCAAACUGCCGGCGAGAAGUCAGUCUGGCCGAUGCUCUGAAGAAACCGCUUGUUCCUCUGUUACUGGAGUCGAUCACAUGGCCGCCUUCAGGACCCAUGAGCAUGGCGUUCACUCAGUUGCUGUAUAUCGACUUUUCCCGCGAUGACACGGUGCAGAACAGAUGGACUGGGCCAGAGUUUGACCAGCUUGUCACAAAGAUCCAAGAGAUCAUUCCACCACAGACAAAGUCUUCUGUACAGUCAUCAUCAUCAAAGUCACAGCCCUCCCAAAACACUGAAAAAAAUAAAAGUGGAGCAGUUCCUAAAUCUACUGGAGACCAGAAGUCUUCUUCAAAAUCGUCUGGACAGGCAUCAUCAAAGUCACAACAACAGCCCUCUCAGAACACUGAAGAACCAAAACGUGGAAUGAUGCCUAAGACAAACAAGGGUGUUGAAGAUACAAAGUCUUCUUCAAAAUCAUCUGAGCAGACGUCAUCAAAGUUGCAGCCCUCCCAGAAUGCUGAAAACUCAAAGAGUGGAGAGGUGCCCAAGACAAACAAAUCCACUGGAGAUGCAAAGUCUUCUUCAAAAUUGAUUGAACAGGCGUCAUCAAAGUCGCAGUCCUCCCAGGACACCGAAAAACCAAAAUCUGAGGUUGCUACUUCGAAAUUCACCACUCCUCAGAAAGACAAAUCAACUGCUGGUCCCAGACCUCCGCCCUCCCAGGCUGGCAAACAAACCUCAUAUCCUAACACGACAAAAACUAAAAAGGAAGUUUUGAAGUCAGCCAAUGAGAAGCUUCAACAGCCAAGCACCAAGGAUAAGCAGCUUAAGGAGCAACCAAAAUCAUCAAAGCAGACAAAACCAUCAGUGAAGUCAGCAAAGGAUGAUGCAUCAGGAGUCCAACAAAAGACCAACUCGCCCUCAGAGGAAUCCAAAUCCAAGUCAUGCCUCAUUCUGUGAUUUGUGUUGCUAACUUGAUGCUAAUAUUCACUUCAUUUUGUUUGUUAUACCGGUACAUUAUCUUUUACACUGUUACAAACUUUUGUUUUUGUAAUACUUUGUAAGUAUGAUAACACAAUUAAACCUCAUAUAAAGGACACCUUUUUACAGCAAGCACCUGUCGAAAAGGACACGAAUGAUAUAUCCCUUCUCAGACUUUAAACCGAGUGUCCAAAAUUAUUAGCAAUAUAUUGUGAAUUUGGUAAACAAAAUAUAUAGUCUAUAGUUUCAAUUGGACGAAAAACCAAAAUUAUUGUAUAUCUAUACAAAGAUCAAGUGAUUUUUUGGCAAAUUAAUAAUAUUAUAAAUGCCACAAUUAACUUCAAUUAGCAUUUGGCAAAUCACAGUGUAAACCCUGGGCACUGUGUACGCAGGUUGGGUACCAGUCGAAUUGUCAGUUGAUGCUGGUCAUGACAAAACACAUAUUUGAUGCAGCUCCAGGGCUAAAACAUUUAUAACGGCACCAACGACAAUUGCUGUUAUGAUAUAAAUUAUUGCACUUUUGUGCCGCGGGAUAAAAAUUACUGCCAUCGGUAAAUCUCAUCAAUGACUAUAUACACCAAAAUAUACAUUUCAAAUAGACUUAAUACAGCAAACUAAUCUCAUCAAUGACAAUAUAUACACCAAAAUAUACAUUUCAAAUAGACUUAACACAGCAAACUAAUCUCAUCAAUGACAAUAUAUACACCAAAAUAUACAUUUCAAAUAGACUUAACACAGCAAACUAAUCUCUCAGUUAUACUUAUUUGCUGCAAAACGUCACUUUAAAAAAAAAACUCGAAAUGGUUGUGGGUGACAAAUUAGAGUCCUGCAGAUCAGAUGUAUCUAUACUGUAUCCCAUUCAUUUAACAUCAAAUGCAAACACCAGGUAGCGAUCAUUUUGUAACACCAAUGGGUACACACAUUCCUUGAUUUAUAAUUUCUUUCAAAUAACUGCGUUAUAUUGCAGUUACAGUAGUAAAGCAUAACUGUGAUAUGAAAAUUAAUACAUUUAUUUUUAUGAAUAUUUUUUAUCUUUGUUGUAGCUUUAGAUAUGUCUUUAUAAUGAUUGUGACUUUUAAAUCAAUAUUAUUGUUUUUGUUAUGAUUAAUAUAUUAUCACAAUUGUGUUAUUAUUAUUAUAUAUUUGAAAGAAAAAAACCCAUGAAAUAUUUAUUAAAGCUGCA
Molecule: messenger RNA, 4636 nt
Organism: Gigantopelta aegis
Lineage: Eukaryota; Metazoa; Mollusca; Gastropoda; Neomphalida; Peltospiridae
Exons: 13
Coding region: 40-3432 (1130 amino acids)
Biological process (GO): signal transduction
Molecular function (GO): protein binding
Source: RefSeq, a predicted model, not a curated record